AUGGAUCUAAAAAAUUCAAUAUAUAAUAGUAGGAAAGAAGCUCAUCACAGCAGGCAUUUAUCAAGCACAACAGAUUGCAAAACAAUAUUUGCUGAAAGCUUUUUGUAUUUCGUUCAUUUAAAAGGAUUGCCAGAGAUACCGGAAGGUUAUCGUUUGCGACCGUUGAUGUCAACUGACUAUCAUCGCGGUUAUUUGGAAUUAUUAGCUCAACUUACCGUUGUCGGUGAUGUUACCGAGGAAAUGUUCCUUCAUCGGUUCAGUUUGAUGCGCAAUACGUCACCUCCUGCGUACUAUAUUAUUGUCAUUGAACAUGAAGAGAUAAGACGUGUAGUAGCAUCAGCAACACUUGUUUUGGAAUGGAAAUUUAUUCAUGAUGCUGGGUGUCGGGGUCGCAUUGAAGAUGUUGUUGUGGAUAAAAGCUUUCGCGGACAAAAUUUCGGAAUAUUACUUAAUCAACAUUUGGUAGCAUUAGCACGACAUAUCGGUGUUUAUAAGUUAUCAUUGGAAUGCAAGGAUGGAUUGAUAUCCUUCUAUGAACAGCUUGGAUUCAAAAAAGAUGAGGGAAAUAAUUUUUUGGUACAAAGAUUUUGA
Cercopithifilaria johnstoni is the source of this 591-nucleotide messenger RNA. The record is from the annotation of a GenBank genome assembly. NCBI's taxonomy places the organism in Eukaryota, Metazoa, Nematoda, Chromadorea, Rhabditida, Onchocercidae.